Molecule: messenger RNA, 2305 nt
Organism: Diuraphis noxia (Russian wheat aphid)
Lineage: Eukaryota; Metazoa; Arthropoda; Insecta; Hemiptera; Aphididae
Product: tachykinin-like peptides receptor 86C
Biological process (GO): cellular response to hormone stimulus; G protein-coupled receptor signaling pathway
Cellular component (GO): plasma membrane
Molecular function (GO): peptide binding; G protein-coupled receptor activity
Source: RefSeq, a predicted model, not a curated record
GACAGUGUUCGGUUGAAAACCACCCCGCAGUCACACGCGUGCCGACUGGCGACCCGACAGCGUACUGUCUCCUCCGAUGAUGCGCCGCGUAAAAGAUUAAACGAAAAUAAUACAAUCAUGGAGAAGACGUACUUCAAUGAAUCACAUUUACCAGACGAAGGGUUUUCGACCGUAGCUCCGUCAUUAAUGGCUGUCCACAUGAUACUUGUGGCGAUAAUUGGCACCACAGCAAAUUUAUGCGUGUUUCUCGCUCUAUCAGUGGGUCAUAAGGUGUCCAAAAACCUUUUGUUGCUGAAUUUAUGCGUCGCUGACAGUAUGGUGUGUAUUAUUAGCGGACCGUUGACAGUGCUGUCUUGGGAAUGGCCAAUACUAUCGUCGUACACCAUCGUAAAUGCAGUACAGUAUAUACCGGUAGCGGCCAGUACGCUGAGUCUCAUGACGCAGUCGAUCGACCGGUACGCGUCAAUCAAACACCCACGGCACAACAGGUUGCACCGAGACAAACACGUCGCAUAUCUGGUGUCUGGCGUGGCAACCGCGUGGACGGUGGCCGUGGUCAUCUCGGUGCCGCGGUACGCGUGGCCGGUCCGUCAGCUGAUCAUUGACAUGCAGUGGACGUGGUACUACGAGGCCUGCUACGUGACCGUCGUGUUCGCCGUACCGUGGGCCGCCGUCACGUUCAGCCAGCGGGCCGUCAGCAGGACGCUGUACAUCACGUCACUCAAGGCGGCCGCGGCCCGCGGUCAAUUGCCACUGCCCAUGCCCUUAAUGACGGCCGAGUCCAAGCAAGUGAUCCUGGUGGCAUCCAUACAGAAGAAUACAACUGUCCAGUCCAAGGUGGUAAAUGAUGUAGUGAUACAACAGCAACAGCCACAUUCGUCCCAUCAGCCAACUCAACAAGAACAGCAGCAGCAGAUACAAGCACAACAGCAACAGCAGCAGAAGCAACGUCCCACGCCGAGUGCRCGUAGCCGCAGACGAUUGGCCAAAGUGUUGGUAGCACUGGCUGGCGUGUUCGUUGCYUGUUGGUUACCAUACGCCGCUGCGUUACUCUACACCAACUGGUUUUUUACACCGACACAAGACGGUGACGGUGACAAAAACGAUAACGAAGACGACGGCGGCGGCAGAAGACACACAGUCCACCAGCUGGCCACCGUGGCCGCUAUGCUACUGGGCCACGCACACUCUGCCGUCAACCCAGUGGUUUACUGGUGGCUGAACCGACACACUUUACGCGCCUGUCCAUGGUGCUGGUCCUCGGACGAUCAGUUUGGCGACAAUGACGAUGACGACGAUGUAGGGUUCGGAUGCGGAGCGUUGGGUUGCGUCAUCGGCGGUGCCGUGAUGGCGUUCGGAUGCGGCCGGGGCGACGGCAGUUGUGGUGACGGCGGUGCUGUCGAUUGUGGUGGUGGCGCCGGCUGUAGGCAGUCACAAAACCAUACGCCUACUCGGCUCAACCGGUUGCUGUUUCACCGACAGCCCAAUAACCACCAGCGCAGCCGCCAACCGUCGUCUACCAACGAAGCAGCCCUGGGGCCGUUCAACCCACGGUUCGCCACCCCGAAAAAGCGGCCACAACAGUUGCCCGUCGUCAAGAACCCUGUUAUGCUGUAUUACGCGUGAAUUAUAGUUCAACCACAUAUCAGUCAACCCAUCCCCUCCCCCCGCAAUGUACAACACUAUACCACCUUUGCGACUUCUAUAGGUUCUCGAUUAUCAUCGUUAUACAACUCAAAGCGUGGCGCCACUGAAACGAUGGUUCCAAUUCUGCUACCAUUCACACCAAUGUCUGACGCUUUAUCCGUCCUGUCACGAUAAUUUUAUCAAACUUGUAGGUCCGAAACACAYCCUUACCCCAAGAACAAAAACAAAUUUGCUAAAUAUGAGGCCUGGAAUAGAAAAAAAGUGAUUGUGGAUACGAAAUGUGUCUAAAGAUAUUUUACAAAAUUGUUUGAUACAAAUCAUUUGUUUUUUAAAAUUUGAUUUGUAGUCGACAUUCCUAAGUCUKGGUGCUUGUAUGACCUCAGGCCUCAAACUUGUACCAGCYGACCUGUAAAUGCACAUGAGYCCUCUACGACAACUUACUGUUAUCAAUAUUAUCACGACGCCUUAACUCGGUAGCACUCAUACCUGAUAACUGUGUGAUAUAGUUCUUGCUCGAUGGCGAUUAUYUCGUAAAUAUAAUCAUGCGAUGCACUUUUGAAUUUGGUAGAUAAUGCUGGGUAAGCCAGAAAUCAGAAUAUAAUAUGUUUAUGAACAAAUACAAAUUUAGAUUUGAUUUUUUUAUAACAACUUGCGCAGU